GCUGACAUUUUGUUUCCAAUCCCAUCAGGAGAAAAACUAAUGUGCGUUCGUCGUCGUUCCCGUAGCACUUAUUUUUCGAUUCAUAUUGUGCAUGGACACAUAUUUGCCAACUAAAUUUGUGUAGCCUAAACCAUUUGUAUUCAUUGCAAUCAGUGCUUGUCUGUAGUGCCGGAAGGAAACUGUGAUCAAAGUUUCGUAGCAAUGCCAAGAGGAAAAUACGUUAACCACAAGGGAAGGAAUCGUCACUUCACCAGUCCCGAAGAGCUCGAAGCCGAACGGGCAAAUGAGGCAAAGAAAAAGUGGAGAAAUACCCAGGAGAAGUCUUCCGGGGACGAAGAAGAUGAGGAGGAGGGAAGUGCGGAGGGUAGUGACGAUUCUGAGGAGGAAUCCGAAGAAGAGGCAAAGGGAGCUGGAGCAUUAAUAGAUAUACAGAAUCCGAAUCGCCAGACAAAAAAAGCUUUCGUAAAGGCUACAGAGGUGGAGGAAACUGACGCACCCCAGCUUUCUCGCCGGGAACGGGAGCAAAUAGAAAAGCAGAAAGCACAAGCUGCCUACAUGAAACGGCAUGCUGAAGGUAAAACUUCACAAGCCAAGGCAGAUCUGGCGCGCUUGGCCAUUAUUAAACAACACCGGGCAGAAGCGGCCGCUCGUCGUGAAGCUGAGAAAAAGUCGAAAGACAGCAAGUAAGCUACAAAAUUGGACCCGUAGUGUAAAAUUCGAAAGACGUGUAGCUGGAAACUAGAAUAGACUAUAUAAUGAAUUUCUGAUGCGAUUGAAAAUAUCACAUACAUUUCAAUUUCCCAUUAAAAGGCUAAAAAUUUAAUUCGCAUGCAUUGGUAAAUGCAAUUAAUUGAAAUAACUACGGCAACCGAUUUUUGCAGGAUGUUCAAAAAUAUAUUAGAAAACGGAACAAAGAGAACCCCAGUUGGCAACAGAAACAUUAUAUAGGAAAUUAUAAAAUAAUAUUUGUUAUAGGGCACUCAGCCAGCACUGAUUCGGAUGAGCAAAACUGGUAACUAUAAAUUGCACUCUAUGGAACAUUUAAAAUACUGCUUCGGAACGACCGUAUGCACACAACUGACCACAGCAAAGUAAAUCGGAUGUUUAAUAAAAUUGCGACUAGGCAGAUUUUUCAAUGUG
Messenger RNA from Ochlerotatus camptorhynchus, 1140 nucleotides. RefSeq names its product 28 kDa heat- and acid-stable phosphoprotein. Gene Ontology annotation, molecular function: RNA binding. The record is from RefSeq and is a predicted model, not a curated record. The coding region runs from base 202 to 687 and encodes 161 amino acids. Lineage: Eukaryota; Metazoa; Arthropoda; Insecta; Diptera; Culicidae. Gene Ontology annotation, cellular component: cytosol. The transcript has 4 exons.